AUGGAUUAUUCAACCUCGCUUUGCGGAGUGACGUACAGUUUACUUGUAUUUAUGACGUUUAAUAGCUUCUGCUUUUGUGGAUCAAGAAGAGGCGGUGCUUGUCCUGCAGGUGCUGGUGGCGGAACAUGUCGCGGUCGCGGUGAUGACGCGGCCCGCAGCGCGCAGCAUGUCCUGCUGACAUGGCACGCAGCCGCUCCGCCCUCCUUACGCUGGCAGCUAUCGCAACACUCGCCGGUAAUGUGCCCCUAUAUGCGUCUAACAAAAAUAUAUUUGCCCUCUGAAAUUCAAGAGGAAUUUCGAAACAAUUUCUCUGACAUCGCACUUCAGAACUUGGCUCUGUUACAAAUGAAUUUAGUAACAAAAUCGGAUUUUAAGUAG
Molecule: messenger RNA, 378 nt
Organism: Arctia plantaginis
Lineage: Eukaryota; Metazoa; Arthropoda; Insecta; Lepidoptera; Erebidae
Source: the annotation of a GenBank genome assembly